UGUCAAACAAGUAUAAUUUAUGUCGCUUCCCUGUAGUUCGGCUGGUGUCAAGCGAUUACCAGAGCGUGAAUUCUACUAGCGAUUUCAUGCAUUUCCGCUAGUUAGUCUUUUCGCUAAUGAUUUGUAAUGCAACGAGGCAUCGAAUCUGAAAAGAACCCACCCCUAAAAAACGAAACUCAAUGCGUAUAUGAAAUUGCAAUAACAACAAUGUGCGAGCAGAUCAAAAUUCAACAGAAAUUUAGUGUCCCGUACUAUUCCUGCAGAAAUUCGCAGGAAUUGUAGUUCGAUCGAACGCUCAGUCUGCCGUUGUCAUUUUUACACUAAAUUGUUUAGAUCUUGAGUGUCAAUUGUAGUUGAAGAGCAGUCGAAAAAGGUCAAUAAAGAACAGACAUUCCUUAAAUAAAAAUAAUUUAUUUUAGUGUUGUUAGUGAAAAAAUUAAAGCCGAAUAAAAAAUAAAAAAGUGAAGUGUAAUAUAUGGAUGGUCCGAACCCAAAACGAAUUAAAAAGACUUGCUACAAUCAAGUAUAUACAGAAAAGACAUGUAAAUGCGAAGAUAAGGAAGCUUUAAAGGCUUUCUUCGAAGAACUGAUGGAAAGAAAAAUGAGCCAAAUUUCUGCACAGUACCAAGUGCUCCUAGAAGAAGUAGCGCAGCAGAAAGUCCUCAUUCAGCAUCUUCUGAAAGAACGCACCGACGACUCAUCGAAAAUGAGAGAAUUUCCAAUUAAAAACAAAACAGAUUUGGGCCGAAUUAAUGAAAAUAUAGAAGUUCGCGGAAAAAAGAACUACAUCAAAUGUAUGACUCAAAUUCUCCAGGGUUCUGGAGUGGUGACAAACCUGAAGAAUAUUAUAACAGACGAAUUGGCCAUGCAGUACAAUAUUGAUGGAGUGUUUGGCAAGGAUUCGCUCAAAAGCUUUACAAAUUUUUUCGACGCCCUUAUUGAGUCCAUACCUACCAGGAUAGACGCUGGAUCGCCAGAGAAUCAACUGCGCCAAGCCCUUCAGCGUCAAAAAAAAAAAACGAGUAAUAAAAAAAAAUCAUUUAGUAAAUAAAGAAAAUAAAUGAUUAAUAAAUAACAAUAUAAUGUAAGACAGUAUAUAUUUUAAAACUACUAAGAAAGAAAAUAAAUUAAAAAAUACAUAUGUAUAAUUGAAUUUAAUAAAUCUAUUGCUUUGAAUUUCAUAAAAAUUUCUUUUAUUUUCGUAAAAUUGAACCAGUAGAAUGGCUAGCGAGUUAGAAUUAAUGAAAUCGCUAACGAUUUUGAAUUAGUCAAAUCACUAGCCAUUUUGAAUUAAUGAAAACGCUAGCGAUUCUGUAUUAGCGAUUCACUAACGAUUUUGGAACUUGUCAUUUCACCAAUGACUGGUAAUGUAGCGUCGCACCGCUCGAUUACUCUCGUAGGACAUUGCAAUGUAAAAAUCAUUAGUCAAAUAACAUUGCGAGUAAUCGGGCUGGAACUGGUUCUAAUGAUUAGGAAUUAGUCAUAUCGUUAGCUCUUCCCUGAUGGUACCGAACUACAGGGUUGGUUUGGGUUGUUUUCAAGUGCACAUGUGCAUUUGUAAUCAAUUGCCCAAACCUAAGUAAAUAUAAUUAGGUAGUUCACAAGGUGUCAUACAAUCGUAAAUCGUAUAUGAAAAUCUUAAAAAAGUAUUAGACUUGUGAGCAUCCCUGUGAGUUGUAAAUAACAUAUAGUCGUAUCGAAUCAGCUGUUUGCUAAAAUUUAAAUAACUAAAAUGCCGCGCGCAAGUGAAAAAGACAAAAUUGUAGCAGUUUUGUGCCUAAAUCAUAUGAUUAAUUUACUGGAUAUGAAUUCGAGUAUGGGUUACAUUUUUUACAGCAUUUAUUUACAUAUUUAUUAUACACCUUUACUAUUUUGCAGCCGACGAGGAAGAUGAAGCGAUUGAAAAUUUUAAUUCAUACAUGCUUUGUGUGCUAAAUAAUCGCAGGGGUGUUCACCUUGGCAUUCCAAAAUCAUGCGAAUGGGAGCAAACGGUGCUCAGAAAAUUCGAUGAUAACAGGUUCAAUCAAAUGGUUAGGGUCCGUCCCGAUGAGUUUUGUUAUAUUUUAAACUUAAUAAAGCAUGACGAAGUUUUUAACACAAGUUCAAGUACAGUGCAGCUCCCAAUAAAAUUGCAGCUUAAAAUUGUCCUUUGCCGUUUAGGAUCAUCCGGUGAAGGACAAUCUGUGCAUAAAGUAGCUUCCCUUUUUGGUAUUGGUGAUGGGGGCACUAUUUACAAUCUAACCAGGAGCAUAUUUAAAGCCAUUUUAAAAUUGAAGUCUAAAUUUCUAUUUUGGCCCCAUGAAAGAGAAAGGCAGCAAAUUGUGUCCUCAACCAGUACAGAAAUGCCGGGAUGUGUUGGAUAUGUAGACGGUUCUGAGGUUAAACUAUCUGAAGCUCCUGUUAAUGAGCAUACGAUGUACUAUUCUCGCAAACGGCAAUAUGCGGUCAAGCUUCAAGCUAUAUGUGAUUAUAAUUUGAGAAGAAGGCAGUUAAUAGUUGGUUAUCCGGGUAGUGUACAUGAUGCAAAAAUAUUUUCGAACUGUUUACUCUUCAAACAACCGGAGCGUUUCUUGUUAACCUCGCAGUGGAUAGCUGGGGAUAGUGCCUAUCCACUGAAGCCCUUUUUAAUUACGCAAUUCAGACAAAAUAGCAGCGAGUACACAGAAGAAGAAAGGCACAGUUUCAACAAAUAUUUCUCAAAAUACCGUGUACGAGUCGAGAACUGCUUUGGUCUUUUGAAAGAAAAAUUCGGUAGCCUUAAGGAACUUAAAUUCAGAAUGCAUUCGAGAACAAAUAAGAAUCAAUGCAACGACUGGAUUACUGUGUGCUGCAUUCUUCACAACAUUCUUAUUAAUUUUCACAUUGAAAAUGAAGACGGAAAUGAAGUUCCAGGUCCUCAGUUCGAUUUCUUUUAA
This is a messenger RNA of Bactrocera dorsalis (oriental fruit fly), 2915 nucleotides long. RefSeq lists its product as uncharacterized. NCBI's taxonomy places the organism in Eukaryota, Metazoa, Arthropoda, Insecta, Diptera, Tephritidae. The coding region runs from base 1920 to 2915 and encodes 331 amino acids. The transcript has 4 exons. The record is from RefSeq and is a predicted model, not a curated record.